AUAUUGAAAAAGGUAGCUAGCUAAGCUUCGAUCGAUAUAACUAACUAAAUAAGAUGGGAGGAGGAGGAGGGCGUUCCCCGUGCUGUGACAAGAGUAAGGUGAAGAAAGGGCCGUGGAGUCCCGCGGAGGACGUCAGGCUCGUCUCUUUCAUUCAGAAACAUGGCCAUUCCAACUGGCGUUCUCUCCCAAAACAAGCCGGUCUGCUAAGGUGUGGAAAGAGCUGCCGUCUGAGAUGGAUAAAUUACCUAAGGCCAGAUGUAAAGAGGGGAAGUUUUACUCCCCAAGAAGAGGAUUCCAUCAUUCGCCUUCACGCCACCUUCGGGAACAAGUGGUCGAAGAUUGCAUCUCAGUUGCCGGGACGAACGGACAACGAGAUCAAGAAUGUGUGGAAUACACAUUUGAAGAAAAGAUCAGUGCUGAUGAGCAAAAACGAAACUUUCUUGUCAACACCUUCAAUGUCACCGGCUUCCAACAUCUCAAUUAGUAUUGAUCAACCUCACAUUAAUAAUCAAGAAAUUUCUUCUAAUCACCUGGAUAUUGAUCCAAAAGCGAUAACCCGAGAGGGAGCUGGUGGAGGUCCAUUAUUGGUUGAGGAUAUAGAUCAACCAUCAACCCCAUCGUCAACCGCGUCUUGCAAUACUCGUGAUGAAGUAAAUCUUGAAAUUCCUUCAGAAUCAGAGGUUGAGUUUUGGAACAUGCUUGAGGACAUACAAUUACAGCCACAACCAAUCGUGGAACACCAUGGAGCCCAUAUCCCAAAUGGAUCGAUAGACGUUGAGUACUGGAUGAGAUUGUUAGAGGAAGAACUUGGAUUAGUAGAUACAACUCCUGCUACUCAACAAAUUCACCAAAAUGAUCUAACCGAGACGAAGACCAAGGUGAACGAGGAGCAGGCAGUAUUUGGUUACAAUACGGAAAUGUGGUGCAAAAUAAGUGACGAAAUAUCUACACUGUGGCCGACUUCCCCUCAAAAUUUUUGGUUUUAGUUUUAGUUUGAUGAUUGUUAUGUUAGACUUGGCAACCUUGUUUCAACAGAAACAGUAGCAAUAGCUAGGUCUUCUAUUGUUGCAUGAGUCAAGAGAGCUACACUCUUAUCCUGGUACGACUUGAUCAGUUUGUCGUGGGUAGGUGAGUGGACUAGUAUUGGAUGAUCAUGACUUACACAUUUAUACAAACUGUUUCACAAUUUAGAUAUCAGAAAUCCGAG
Messenger RNA from Lactuca saligna, 1207 nucleotides. The record is from the annotation of a GenBank genome assembly. Lineage: Eukaryota; Viridiplantae; Streptophyta; Magnoliopsida; Asterales; Asteraceae.